UUGUUUUCAAGAAAAAAUUACAUUCAUUUUUGCUACUUAAAGUUUUAACUUAAAGUUCGUGUUUAUAUGUAUAUAUAUAUAUUUGAUUUAUAUAUAUUAUAUAUAUACUUGUGAUGUUUUAUUUUUUCAUAGCCAAACUUUGACAUGAUGACAUAUACAUUUCACAACGAAUUACACGAUGCUCACUGUUAUUCCUGUUCAAACAAAUAUUUUCGAGUAAUAACAAUUGUUUCAGAAAAAGGUUGUCUCCAUCAGUGUGAAGUCUGGUUCUGCACAUGUGAAUCUGAAUUUUCGAAGUUGUUAAAGUAUGAUUUAUGGCCAUCAACACCUACUAAACCUUCUACUGCCAUCUCAAUAAAAUUGCUGGACCAAUUCGUUGCAUUGCAAAUGGAGGGUAAAAUUUCUUUCACUUCAUUUAUUGAUGGAAUGUCAUGGAAAACUGGUAUGCAUAACCAAACUCUGAAACGCGUAUUAACACGUUUUAUGCAAACAGACUCCAUUGACCAAUACCGUCAAUUCCAGCGACAGUUGAGGGAUCUAUGGUUUUCAGACUUAACAGGAAAAAAACCCAACCAAUGUCCAGCAUGUCCAAUAGAUGCUGGGAGUGUUUUCUAUUGCAUGGAUGCUAAUUUUGGACUUGUUUUAAAAAGCUCUGCAUCAAAAUCAAAGAAUACCCCAAACAAUGACAAAAAUCAUUUUAUUGAAGAUGACGAAGUUGACACAUUCAUGUCUAGCUAUGAUGACAAAGCUGUGGAAAAUAAGGAAUGUAAUAACUUUCAAGCAGGGAACCGUAUCCGUUCAAAAAGAAAAAGUUCAAAGCUUAGUGUGACAGGUGUUUUUGGUGUAUCUUGUCGGCAUGAAAUUCCAAAGCUCUUUCUUAACAUGCGACAUGGCGAGAGAAUUGGUUAUGCGGUAUUAAUGAUGAAUAAAAUCCUAGCUGAAGUGUUGGGUAAAGAUAUUGACGUCCAUAUUAUGUAUGAUAUUGCCUGUCUGUUGAAGAAACAUUUAACUAAAAAAGGAACGUUAAGUAAAUACCCCAAAUUCAAAUUAGGGAUACCAGUAUUUCACGCAUAUGGGCACAAAAGUUCUUGUCAGGUACAACAUUCGAUCCGUAGAAUGGAAGGUUUUGGUUUAAUGGAUGGGGAACUGAUGGAAAGACUCUGGUCCUAUUUGAGAUCGUUUUCAAAAAUCACGAAAGAGAUGACUUCAGCUCACCGUGUUGACUUUUUGAGUGAUGCUUUAAAUCAUUUUACAAUGACUAAGUUAGAAAUAUUAGGGAAAACACUUGUGGGCUGGUAUCAAAAAGCCAAUGCUGUCUAUCAGACUAGUUCUGCAGAAAUCCAAACUUUGUGUUUAAACCUAGAUAAUAUCACAGACGAGGUUAUACACUCAUGGAAGUUGGAGGAAGAGUCUAAAAUUAAAUGGAAAAGUGUUGUAGAGCAAGAGGUUGGUUGGGAAUUCAAAUAUUAUACUAAAAUUAAAGAGCUGAAUAACGAAAAUACAUUACUCCUGUUAAGUAGUAGUGUUUCUGAUACUGCGAGACAUAGGAUAAAACUAAACAGGUUGGAAUCUGGUCUUUCGAGUUUCGAAAAAAAGCACGAUGUAAACGAUCGUUGGAGUAUAACCUCAAAUCAGUACACGUAUCAUCAUCGCAAAUUCGUUCAGAAUGCUGUAAAAACCACUUUGGAUACUUUACAUACUCGUGCAACUGAAAGGUUAAUGUUACUGACUUUAAAGAAACGAUAUGCAGAUGGUUCUUCGAUAUGCAAUCGUUUAUCAGUGCAAAUCAAUAAAAUCUGCAAUGACCUAAAGAAUUUAGUUGAGUCGUUAAAUCAGACGAACAGAGAAUGUGGUGUGUACGAAGAUGUGUUGUAUAAAGAUGCAUUGGACGUCAAUUCCAGGAUAUAUUUAAACACUACUACGGUUGAUCAGGUUAAUAACACUUCACAUAACAUUCCUGCAUCAGUUUACGUGCGUACAAUUUUACCUGCGCAAGUGUCGUGCUACCGAGGAGCUUCAAAUUGUUCGUACGGAAAUGCAGCACGUAUUAAACUACUAUAGAGAAAUGGAAUCCUCAUUGGCUACUGCUAUUUAUAAUAACGAUUCUCCAAAAAAAAUCUUUGUUAUAGAAAAACUAAAUUAUGUACGAAAUACAGUAGAAAAUAUGCAGAAACUAUUUAUGGAUGUCGAAAGCAACAAUCUCGAAGAUGAUUUUGAUGUGACUGUUUAUUGCGAUGGACAAUCUUCAGAUGAAUCUGAUGAAGAAAACCCAUGACCUGUAACUGCAUAUUUCGAUAUAUAUAUUUGUUAGUGUUUUUACAGAAUUGAUUUAUUAUAUUUUCUUUUGCUAUUAUUACUUGGUGACACAUGGAUAGCAAUAUAAUUCAUUGUAACCAUCUGACUAUCACAGCUUGAAAUUGUGUUUCGAAAGCUUUGGCUCUUCUAAGUAAUCACCUCAUUUAAGAUAUAUAUAGAAUAUAAAUUUUGCGCCUUUGUUAAAUUUUGUUACAGAUUUAUAGAAUAUGUAAAACAAAUAUUUAUCUGUUACAGAUUUUACAGAUUUUUUAAUGAUAUUAAUAAGUAGGUUAGAUAUGUCCACUUCUACUUUGUACGGACGCGGUAUUUAUGUGAUGUCAUAAAAAAAAGUUACUAAUGCUUCCUUUGUCUUAUAUAUUGCAAGUUUACUUUGUAAUUUGUGUCGCUGGAAUACAUUUUAAUGCUC
Molecule: messenger RNA, 2722 nt
Organism: Hydractinia symbiolongicarpus
Lineage: Eukaryota; Metazoa; Cnidaria; Hydrozoa; Anthoathecata; Hydractiniidae
Exons: 14
Coding region: 145-2061 (638 amino acids)
Source: RefSeq, a predicted model, not a curated record